AUGUUCCCUGCAGCGCUGCGUGAGUUUGCCAUGCUUUAUAGAGAACCCAAAGUAGAAUCUAUUCCUGAGGAAGAUGUCGCAGAUGUAUCGUGCUCUAACCUGGGAAACUCGUACAAUACUCUUCGCAGAAAGAACGAACAAUUAUUUCACUCGGAACCCAAUGGGCAUGGCAUGUAUUACACUAAAAUCAUGGCUGAACUGGCACGCCGUCAGUCAGAAAGUGGCUCCCCUCACAUUCAUACGACACAGCAAAAGUAUAUUGGCGUUUUCCUGAUGGUUUACUUUGGCUAUUUAAAGGAAACGUUAGCAAAAGACUUUGGCCAAGAACCAGACUCAACAAGACGACAAAUUGAUGAGAAAGGCGCUACAUUAUUGUGGAUGGGUACUGUACCAGAAACCGAAGAAAACAAGAGAAAACUCAUGGUAUACGACAUUGAAGACAACUUUCCUAUAUCUGAAUGCUUGCAAAAGGAAAACAUUAAGAUGAUACCAGCAAAUACACAGUUUGCUGUGGUCAGUAUGACCAGAUAUUAUGUGAAAACUUGUUAUUUUCAAGCUUUGGAAGAUAUAUACUGCCUACUGAUAUGGCACCAUGUUGUUGAAAGUAUCUAUGAAACGGAUUCUCUAUUGGAAUAUUCAUCAAAUGUGGACAUUAUGGACAUUGAUUUCACAUUGAAGUCUUACAAAAGCUUCAAAGUGGCAUUCAAUAAUUACAUGCUGAACAUGUUCCCUUUGACCUAUACCAGCCAUCCUGAUGAAAAGUAUGGAUUUCCAUUGCAUCUCAAGCAAGGUGGCUGCAGCAUUGUAUUGACAAAUCGACUAGUGCUUCAUUCAGGUGUACUUCCUGCUUUUGAGACAUUCGUGGAUGCCGCAAAAGAACCUACUCGCCACUCUACCUUUGUGUUCUUUAGACCUUUCAAUUUUGAUGGUGAAAAAAAUUCCUCGUUACCCAUGUUAGAAUUACUAGAAACAGAGUGGAAGAAGCUUUUAGAAAUUCGCUUCAAAAAAAUGAUCUGGAUUUCUACAAGACAGUUUAUCUCGGUACACUCACAUCAGUGCUUGAAAUCUGUUAUUGGUGACACUGCAUUUGGCUAUGAAGCACUCAAAACAGGUGUGAUCCGAGCCGCUGAAAGUGGUUCCUUUGCUCUCUGUUUUCGAUACUUUAUCAAUGAUAAGGCAUCGCUUGUUGAGGUAAUAGGUAAUCAAUCUGGUCUUUAUCAGCCAAUUCAAGAAACUGACGCAUGUAUCAUCACUAAACUGGGCUCGCCUUAUGAUAAUACGAAGAAGCAUAGCUUUAUUGCUGACCUUGUUUUCAAGAUCCCAAACCUCAAAAGCGUGUUUAAGAUUCGUAAGUAUCUGUUUAUUUACGGCCCCAUCCAAGGAAUGAUUGAUUCAAUUGAACAGUAUAGAUAUCAUGAAGAUCAACGACACUUAUCAAAGAAAUAUCGGGGACAUUGUAGCAAUCCAAAACUAUGA
This is a messenger RNA of Mucor velutinosus, 1476 nucleotides long. Its product is annotated as STAS domain-containing protein. The transcript is spliced from 4 exons. Bases 1 to 1476 code for a protein of 491 amino acids. NCBI's taxonomy places the organism in Eukaryota, Fungi, Mucoromycota, Mucoromycetes, Mucorales, Mucoraceae. The record is from RefSeq and is a predicted model, not a curated record.